Messenger RNA from Cinara cedri, 726 nucleotides. The record is from the annotation of a GenBank genome assembly. Lineage: Eukaryota; Metazoa; Arthropoda; Insecta; Hemiptera; Aphididae.
AUGGACCACACGUCAUCGAAAAUAUUCGCUAGCAAGACGGUCAGAGGUACAUCGGUCAACGUGCCCGGAAAACUCGACUCCGGGGCCGGUUGCGUCGACCGUUCUAUCGGGAAAACGCAUGUCAGCAGACGUGACUGCGUGACUACGGGAUCGAGAAGACGGUCCAGAGGUAGGCACACCCGACGUGUCAAGGGCGAUAGGCCGUUGACGUGUGAUAUUUGUUGUCAUUUUACGGAGAAUCUGCAGACUCUAUACGAACACAUUUUGGAAAUGCACCCGGAUGCGGUGGUGGCUUUGUGCGGCGUUUGCUUCCUUUUCACCGGCGACUUUCCGUCCCUGGUCAACCAUGUCCGUCGGCUACACACCGUAAUGACCAGCGAAACAAUUAUGAAUAGCAUCCGGUGUAAACGUGAUUACGACGAAAACCGUGGAAACGAGACCGAAAACAGGGCCACCGUGCAGAGUAGCGACGAUAUCGGGUGCUAUCCGGACUGGUGCGUGAACCGCGUGACGGCGGAUAACGACGUAUUGCAAACGGUAAACAGCCGCCGUUUGGCCACGAGCGAGAUCGGUUAUCCCGUCGCAAUGCAGCGCGUCAACCGUGUCAAACCCGCCGUGCACAAAGGCCUAAGAACACGUGAGUUCGGGACGUAUGAAACGGUCGUGUCGGAUCCCCCGUACAAGUUCAAAAAGUCGCACAAAACCAGACAAUUUCAGCCGUACUGA